ACGGAGUUGAAAGAAAGCCGAGAACGUGCGACGAAAGCAAAUGACGGUAAUAACUUUAGAACUAAAUAACGUGACGUUUGGAUCGCAUGCUGUGAACUUCAAAAGUUAUGUUCUGGUGAAUUAUCCAUCACUACAACUUUCAUCCCAUGCGUUGCAUAAAUGACUAAUCACUUUGCCAUGGGGCAACAUCAUUUUAUUUAGCUCUGUUUGUCUUCCGCAGAGUCUUCAGAAGUCAGCAUGCCUCUAUUAGUAGGUGUCUGCUGGUGCUGUUUGCAUUGUGUGUAUGUGUGUGUACACAGGAGUCAUUUCAUGGAUGGCUUGCCUUUGCACACACACACACACACACCAGUUGGCAAGUGAUCCCUAUAUUCUGAAGCUCUCUGCUUCAGAAUGAAGCAACACGACAACACUCAAGGACUUAAUAAAACAGAUAUUUUGAACACGAUCCCUUAAUAAUAAAUAGUCCCAUAGAGCUGCUGUCAUUCUUCAAGGCACAGUUGUUCCACUGUUUAACAGAUGAAGAAGAAUGAGCACCAGCCAUAAAGGUGUUUAUGAGUGAGGUCUGUGCCAUAUCUCAGUCCUUAUCUGCUGACAUCACUUAGAUAGGAGCCCAUGACUGUGAUUACUCAGCCAUAAAAAAAAAAAAAAGACAAGACAAAGCACGAAGGCUAAAAAAAAAAAAAAAAAAAAAAAAAAAAAAUGGAGAUAGUAUGAAGAAGGAAAUCAAGUACAUGCCCAGAAGAAGGCAGGUCAAAAAUCUCAAACGGCCACAGAGAUUGGUGUUACCUCAGCUGGUACAAAUCAAAUCAACCUUCCGAGUUAGUGUCGUCAUAUGUCGCAUCCCCAGUCAGUCCGUCCGGGAUUUCACGAUUGUAGAAAUGAAUGCAAAUGGACAAAACCUGUCCCUAACAAGUCCAUACAAAGAACAUCAGAGAAAGGAGACCGAGAUACCCCACCUUUCAACAAGGCUUCUAUGAGGAGGAUGUUUCAUUACUCAAAUAGAUAGAGGAUGUGUUCUUCUUAUGAGAAGCUGCACAAAGACUAUCUUCCCCUUCCACCCACCCGACAAUGUUCUGGAAUUCUACUGCACAGAUUAGAAAUAAUGGUCCUGAAGAGGCUUUAUAUCGACAACACAGAUGACCGUCGCGGUGGAGUAAAAUCGAUUGUUCUCACCAUAGCACAGCAGGAACCUGUCAGCUUUGGAAAGCUGUGUUCUGCAAGGUUGACUGGUUUCACAAAAUCAAUACCAGCCAACAAGAAGCACUAGCUGUAUUCAGAGCUGUUUCUGGAUCACUGAAUCCUGAUUCACCGAUCGAUGCUCGGAGACAUCCACCAAUCCACUAGUGGACUAAAAAAAUUAAUUAAAAAAAAAAAAAAAAAGAGACUGAAUGGUGUAUUUGGUGACUGUCAAUGAUAAGUAGUUCUGCUUGCAAAUCCAACACUUUUCCCUCUCAAGCAAAACACUAUAGUACGAUAAAAUAGCCCAUACCUCUUUCAAAUGUCUGAGAGGCAGAGUGGCCUUUGACAAUCAAGCAGGUGUUAAUGCGGAGUGUGACUAUCCCGAAAAGGCAGACCUAGCUCUCGUUUGAUAACUACUAAUAGUGCAGAGAGUCAAAAUGCUCAUGUUGAUACUGCUGCAGUGCGUGGGGGUGGGGGGUGGGGGGUGGGUGUAGGUGGGUGGAUAGUGAGGGGGUUGAUAAGACUUUAAAAAGGCAUAGUCUUGACCAGCUCAGCUCAAGUGGUGGGAGGAGUGGCAACCGCGGUUACAUCAUGUCACUGCGUAGUCCCUCACAGCCAUCGUUAUCAGACCUUCAGCAAACAUUAGAAGCAAAAGGAUUAGCUCCGGUGCAUCGUGGAUCAAGGAGAAAGGCACUGAAUGGCACCCAUAGCUGGGUAUCAAAGAUGGACUGGGAUAUGCAGAAAGCUCUAGUGCCCAUAGUAGACACAGUCAUCAUGGUGAUUGGACUGCUGGGCCACUCGUUGGUAAUCUUCAUCUUGGUAAGGAGGAGGCGGAAGACAGCGUCUCGGACUUUUCACGGGACUGAUACACUACUACUGGCCUUAAGCACAUCGGACAUGCUGUUGCUACUCUCUUUGCCGUUCCACACAGCUGCAAUCGCGCUGGGCAAUUGGCCUUUCGGGAGCUUCCUAUGCAAAGCAGUCAGCUUCCUAGGGGUGGCCUGUAACACCGUUAGUGUGUUCACGCUAGCUGCACUAGCAGUAACACGCUAUCUCACAGUGGUGCACCCAACCUGGGCGUACCGCUCCAGGAUGAAGCGCUGGCUUCAAGUCUUGGCAGUUCUGCUUUGGGCACCAGCUAUGGCGUUGGCUGCUCCACAAUUUGCUUUCCGCAACGUGGGCACGUAUGCCACAACACACUGCUUUGCCUUCCUCAGUGACAUCAGCCAGGUGGUCUACAGCACCGCCCUCUUCUUAUUCAGCUUCGUUCUGCCUCUACUGGUCAUCAUCCUCAUGUAUGCCAAACUCUACAGUUUCCUGCGUAGGACUAGCAUGCGGGGGCACGCUUUGCAGUUGCAGCGCUACCAGAAGCAGGUGACCCAAACCACAGCCUUGCUUGUUGUCGUGUUCACAGUCUGCUGGCUACCUUCCUAUAUCGUCAUGUUCUGCCGAAUUGGCCAGAGUGUCACCAGCACAAACAGGCUCCGCUCCCUAGCACUCUUGGCACGGUUAAUGGCCACAUCAUCGUCCAUGGUCAACCCACUGCUGUAUGCUUUCGUGUCACGGAAGUUCCGCCGGGAGCUGUUGGGCAAGGCGCGGUGUGCGGACUGCACGGUAUUACGCGGACUCGUGUGUUGUCCAGAGAGAAGCAGAGACAUUGUACAGCCCUUUAACCCUGCAGAACUGGAAACCCCACAGCCAUAAUGGAAGCAAAAAGACAGUGACUUUGAAACCUCGAUCUGUGAUUAAGAUCGAAAGAAUCUUGCGGGAUUUUUAAACCAGUAGCCGACCGAAGACGUCAAGCGGCGGACCGGGAUUUCAGUUUUUACAACAGAGCUGUAUUAGGAAACCAUAAAAGAUGGAAGAGUGCAUCAGCUUCAUAUUUUUAUCCACGAAUGAGUCAGGUUUUAAUGCGUUCAUAUCAUUGACAACCUUGUUUUUUUCUCCCCC
Molecule: messenger RNA, 3129 nt
Organism: Ictalurus punctatus (channel catfish)
Lineage: Eukaryota; Metazoa; Chordata; Actinopteri; Siluriformes; Ictaluridae
Product: somatostatin receptor type 4
Exons: 1
Coding region: 1771-2883 (370 amino acids)
Biological process (GO): G protein-coupled receptor signaling pathway; immune response
Cellular component (GO): membrane
Molecular function (GO): G protein-coupled receptor activity
Source: RefSeq, a predicted model, not a curated record